AUGACCGCUGAUUUUCCUCCGCUCAAGAACGAUCUUCUCCUGCGGGCUGCGCGAGGUGAGCAGACCGAGCGGGCUCCAGUAUGGGUCAUGCGACAGGCGGGACGAUAUCUCCCUGAAUUCCGUGAGGUGCGGGCGCAGCACGAAUUUCUCAAAAUAUGCAGGACGCCGUCGCUCGCGACGGAAAUCACGAUGCAGCCGAUCCGGCGAUACAAAGGCCUGCUCGAUGCUGCGAUCAUCUUCAGCGACAUCCUCGUCAUCCCCGAGGCUCUAGGCAUGGAACUCAUCAUGAACCCCGGCCCUUUCUUCCCCGCACCGCUCGACACGCCUGCCGACAUUGCCAAACUCCGCACUGAGGUCGACGUUUACAAGGAGCUCGGGUACGUCUUCGAUGCGAUCACGAUGACCCGGCGCGAGCUUGAUGGCGAGGUGCCCUUGAUUGGCUUCUGCGGCGCGCCGUGGACGCUGUUCUCAUACAUGAUCGAGGGUGGUGGAUCCAAGACUUACCAGAAGACAAAAUCCUGGCUAUUCAAGUGGCCAGAAGAGUCCAAAACACUAUUAAAGCGCAUUGCCGACAUCUGUGUGGAUUUCUUGGUCGGGCAGGUUAAGGCAGGAGCUCAGCUCCUACAAGUCUUUGACUCAUGGGCAGGCGAGCUUGCGCCGCAUCACUUCAGAGAAUUCUCCCUCCCACUGCUCAAGUAUAUCUCUACCACUGUCCGAAGCAAGCUCGCGGCGGAAGGCAUUCCCACCGUGCCCAUGACACUUUUCCCAAAAGGCGCGAAUGCGGACCUUGCCGCCAUCGCUGAAGGCACAGGAUACGACACGAUUAGUUUAGACUGGUGCAUCGAGCCCUCGGAGGCACGACGUCUCGUUGGCGAUAAUAUCGCGUUGCAGGGCAACCUUGAUCCAAAUCUGCUGUACGGCGGACGGGAUGCGAUUGAGAGGGAAGUCAAACGGAUGUGCGCCAGCUUCAGGGGUGGCAAAGCUUCAAAGGGCUGGAUCGCCAACUUGGGACACGGAAUCACGCCGGGGGUGGACCCAGAGGAUUUGCGUUGGUUCUUUGAGUGUGUGCACAAAUACUCAUCUGUAUCUUAUCAAGUGUGA
Fibroporia radiculosa is the source of this 1101-nucleotide messenger RNA. RefSeq lists its product as uncharacterized. Gene Ontology annotation, biological process: heme biosynthetic process. The coding region runs from base 1 to 1101 and encodes 366 amino acids. Gene Ontology annotation, cellular component: cytosol. The transcript has 4 exons. NCBI's taxonomy places the organism in Eukaryota, Fungi, Basidiomycota, Agaricomycetes, Polyporales, Fibroporiaceae. The record is from RefSeq and is a predicted model, not a curated record. Gene Ontology annotation, molecular function: uroporphyrinogen decarboxylase activity.